AUGAGUCACCAUUUUAAAAAUGAUGGUAGUUAGUUAGCUUACCAUGCUAGUCCUUCACGUACUAUGCAAGAGGUUUCUGAACUAUCCAGAGAAUAAGCAGCUAAGAAACUACAGGAGAAGAAAAUCUAAGAAUUGGAGUAUAAAAUCAAACAGUCUGAGAUCAUUAUAUAGAGACAACAAGCACAAUUGAAUGAUGCUACUAUGGAGGCUGCCAAAGUAGGUAGGUAGUUUUAAGAUGCUCUGAAUGAUAUCAAUUAGUUAAGAUAAUCGAGUGAAAAGAAAGAUUAAUAAAUAGGAAUGUUGUUGGAAGAAAAUGAGAAGGUAGUCAAGGUCUUAGAGAAGCUCAAAUAGGAUUAGAAGAUUAUCAAUGGAGAUUAAAAUAAGACUAUACAGACUCUAGAGCAAUAAGUGCGUGAUCGUUAUUAGGUUGAAAAGAGAAUGAACGAUGAUAUACAAUAGAAGGCUAUUCAAAUAUCGAAUUUAUAGUUGUAACUUUAAGAGCAAUUGAAGGAUAAGGACGCAAUUAUCAAUGACCUCAGAGAAAAAUUAAUUGUUUCAGAGAAGCAAUGGUCAACAGAUGCAUCACUUGGACAUUUGGCAAGGAAAAGAGGCAAGUAAAUUGAGACUCUCACUCAUUCUAAUAAUGAAUAACAAUUAAAAAUAUAGGAAUUGUAAAAUAAGGUUUCCAUGCUGUUAGAAUAAAAUAAUAAUUUAUAAAAUACAAUUCAAAAAGAUAGUAACAGGAUUGAAGAGUUUAAGAGUUUAAUCAAACAAUAGGAUGAGAAAUAUAGAGAAUUAUUGGAAAAACAGAAUGAAAUGAAUGAGUAGAAAAUCGAGAAAUUGAAAUAAUAGCAUCAAGUGGAGGUGUAAAAUAAGAUGGAUACAUUGGAAGUUAUCAAGGUUGAUUUAAAUUAGAAGGUGAAUUAAAAUAUGAAAAAUUCCACUUUGCCUAUAAUUGAAGAAUUGAAGUCAGCUAGAUAAACUAUAAAUAAUCUACAAAAUGAAGUCUAGAAACUAAAGUUGUAACAAUAUAAGUCACUCUAAGGAGAGGCAGAAAAUAUUUAAUAAGAAUUUGAGUAAUUGAACAAAAAGAAUAAUUAAUUGACAGAAUAACAAUUCUUAUUAUAAUAGAAGAUGAAAAAGGAUGAGAUUACAAAUAAAGCUAGAAUUGCAGAAUUGGAAAAGGCUAAUGAGAAAUUACAAUCUGUUUAAUAAUUAAAUGAAACUAAAAUAGAUGAAUUGCAACAGAAAUUGAAGGAGUUACCCAGAUUUAGAGAAAGAAGUUUAGAAAAUAUCAAAUUUCAUGUUGAUUCAACUAAAUAAACAUGUGAAUUAGAAAUGAAGAUAAGAAAAUUGUAAGAUAAAAAUGAACAAUUGAAUUAAGAAGUAAAAGAGAAGGAUUAGAGAAUUAGCUCAUUACUAGAUUAAGUGAAAUAGGCAUAAUAUGAAAAGGAGAAUGAAGUAUCUUUGAUCAGAUUAGAAUCAGCUCAGGAAAUUAGAGAAACUUAAGAAUAAAUGAAAAGGGAAUUACAAAUGUAAUAGAGAUUAUUUAAUGAUGCAUAAAAACCAUUUCAAGAUUAAAUGAAACAAGCAGCGUUAGAAUAACAAAAAGUGAAAUAAUAAUUGCAAAGACAAUAAAAUGAAAUCAAACAAUUAGAAAGUAGGAUUACAAGUCUAAUUAAUGAAAAUUAAUAAUUGCACAAUCACUAAGAUCAAUAGAGAUUAGUAGAGGAUCAAUUGUUGAAGGAGAAAUAGACUUUAGAACAUAAGUUGUUGGAUAGAUAAAAGGAGUUAGAAAAUUGGAAAGAUAAAUUUACUAGAACAACUAAUAAUUGUGAAAAACAAACAGAGAGAGCAGAAAGGGAAUAAAGUAGAGCAGAAGGCUUGCGAUUAGAGAUUAGCAGAAUGUAGAAGUAGUUGGAAUAAAUGGCUGAGUAAAAUAACAGUUUGGAAGUGAAGUUGUAGAAUUCAUUACAGGAAUCUCGAGUUCUCAAGAAUUAAUUAGUUGAGGGUCUAAGAAGAGAUUGUGGAUCUGGAAUGAAAUCUAAUAGUUUUAUUAAGACAAAGUGA
Molecule: messenger RNA, 2070 nt
Organism: Paramecium tetraurelia
Lineage: Eukaryota; Ciliophora; Oligohymenophorea; Peniculida; Parameciidae
Exons: 4
Source: RefSeq, a predicted model, not a curated record